AUGACGGUUCCGCGGCCGCCACAGCCGGCGACCCGAGGCGGGAAGAUGCAGGCUUUAGCCGCGGCGUCGUCGACGCGCGCUCCCGCGCCGUCACGCGCGAGAGAUAUCGCGCGCCGGGUUCCCCGCGCGUCCGUCGAUCCUCGCCCGUCGGCGGUUUCGUGUUCGACCACACGUCGGUUCGGGGCGCGGCGUGCCGAAAACUUCGCGGCUCGCGCGGCGGUCUUCGACGGGGGCGACGGGGUGCCGUUCUUCGCCCUCUCCGACGCCGACAGGGCGUCGGAGCUCCGCGCUGACACCGAGGCGAUCCUCGCGGCUUCUCGGGAUCGAAGGGCCAUCCUGCUUCCCUUCGUCGCGGGACGCGCGCUGGUCGUGGCCGUGGACGAAGACGGCUCCCGCCCUGGGGUACGAUUCGCCCCAGCGGAGGUACGACUGAGGGACGUGCGGCGCUCGGCCGACGGCGAGGGCGAGGGCGACGAGGGCGACGAGGACCCGCUCGCUUUCGAGAGGCUGUCCUUCUUGGGGUUCAGGGAGGAGGACGGAGCGCCGGUGUUCGCGGCGGAGGUGAAGCGAUGCGAGUCCCUCGUCCGAGAAGCGGUGGCGAGGAACCCGGCGGUGAUCGGCCGGGUCGGGCGGGGGGCCGUGGACGAGGCGAUCGUCGCGAAGGAUGCCAAGUCGGUGGGUCCGGAGAUGUCUCGCAAGGACGCCGGGCUCCUCGCGGCGGCCGCAUCGCUCCUCAGGUGGCAGCGAAACACCAGGUUUUGCCAAAAGUGCGGAUCCCCCGUGAAGAUUGUCAAGUCCGGGCACAAGGCGCAGUGCGCCGACUCGGACUGCCGCGCGCCCUACUACCCGACCCUCAUGCCCGCGGUGCUCACCCUGUGCACCUGCGGAGACUACGCCCUGCUGGGCAGGAACAGCAAGUGGCCCCGGGGGUUUUACUCGUGCCUCGCCGGUUUCGUCGAUCAGAGCGAGAGCCUGGAGCAGGCGGUGGCGCGAGAGGUGCUGGAGGAGAGCGGGGUGGUGAUCGAUCCGAGCACGGUGCGGUACGUCACGUCCCAGCCGUGGCCGUUCCCGUGCCAGCUCAUGGUGGGGUUCAGGGCGGAGGUGGCGCCGAAGAGGGUCACCGUCUCGGACGCCGUGUGCGACACCCGUUCGAUGAAUACGCCGAGCGAGGAAUAUGCGCCAUCUUGCGAGGUGAGCUUCCCGCCAACCCCCACGCUCGACAUCGCCGAGCUCAGGGACGCGCGCUGGUUCCACAGGGAUUGGCUCAGGGCGCAGCUUGGUAAGCACGUGGACCCGAGGGAGGGGGGCGGGAGGGAGAUUCCCGUGGGCGAGAUUGCGCUUCCGGGGCGACACGCGCUGGCGAGGUACCUGGUCGAGCGGUGGUGCGACGAGCCCAACGUCGAGUCGCCCGAUUCCCCCGCCCCUCCGCCCAGCGUGGCCAUGACGGACGACCGCGAGAUGCCGCUCGUUCCCACCACCAACAGGUCCUUCGCCUUUCGCGUGGUGGAGAUGAACCUGCCGACCAAGUCCGGCGGUCGGCACACGGUGCUGCGAUUCUCGCCGACGGGGGGCGGAGGCGCGCCCACGGUGAACGACCACGCUCGGCUCGACGCGGCGUGCGAGGCGGAGGCUGGGCGGAUCGGGGCGUCGCUGAGGCUGUUGGGGGGCGGUCAGAUGUGCUUCCGCGGGGGCGAGAUCAGCGAGAGCGCCGAGAUUGACGACGAGGACGAGGCGAGUUUGCUCAUCGUGCUGCGAAACGGGGGCGGCGGCGACAACGGCGGCGCGGAGGUGCCGCGGGUGGACCCCGAGCUCGUCAGGGCGCUGGUGCGUCGGGCGUAUCCCAUGCACGACAUACUCAUACCCGGAGCGUUCGAGGGGGGAGGGGACGGAACGACGGAGCAGGGAUUGGCGCGUAGGUAUCAGUAUUGA
Micromonas commoda is the source of this 1929-nucleotide messenger RNA. RefSeq lists its product with no specific name. The record is from RefSeq and is a predicted model, not a curated record. NCBI's taxonomy places the organism in Eukaryota, Viridiplantae, Chlorophyta, Mamiellophyceae, Mamiellales, Mamiellaceae. Gene Ontology annotation, molecular function: metal ion binding; NADH pyrophosphatase activity. Bases 1 to 1929 code for a protein of 642 amino acids. Gene Ontology annotation, biological process: NADP+ catabolic process; NAD+ catabolic process. The transcript has a single exon. Gene Ontology annotation, cellular component: cytosol.